Molecule: messenger RNA, 3507 nt
Organism: Acanthosepion pharaonis
Lineage: Eukaryota; Metazoa; Mollusca; Cephalopoda; Sepiida; Sepiidae
Source: the annotation of a GenBank genome assembly
AUGGUGUUCUUCAUUUUAAAAGUUCUUUUCUUUUGUCUCCACAUCCUACUUCUUUCUUUCUUUCUUUCCAUUUUCUUUCUUUCCAUUUUCUUUCUUUCCAUUUUCUUUCUUUCUAUUUUUCUUUUUCUUUUUUCUUUCUUUUCUUUUAUUGUUUUCUUUGAGUUUACUCUCUUUCUUUCUUUCUUUCUUUCCAUUUUCUUUCUAUUUUUUCUUUUUCUUUUUUCUUUCUUUCCAUUUUCUUUCUUUCCAUUUUCUUUCUUUCCAUUUUCUUUCUUUCCAUUUUCUUUCUUUCCAUUUUCUUUUUCUUUUUUCUUUCUUUUCUUUUAUUUUUCUCUUUCUUUUUCUUUCUUUCCAUUUUCUUUCCAUUUUUCUUUCUUUUUCUUUCUUUUUUUUUUCUUUCUUUCCAUUUUCUUUCUUUUCCAUUUUCUUUCUUUCCAUUUUCUUUUCUUUUCCAUUUUUUUUCUAUUUUUUCUUUUUCUUUUUUUCUUUUUUUUUAUUGUUUUCUUUGAGUUUACUCUCUUUCUUUCUUUCCAUUUUUUUUCUAUUUUUUUUUUUUUUUUUCUUUUUUUUUCUUUCUUUCCAUUUUCAUUUUCUUUCCAUUUUCUUUCUUUCCAUUUUCUUUCUUUCCAUUUUUUUCUUUUCUAUUUUUUCUUUUUCUUUUUUCUUUCUUUUCUUUUAUUGUUUUCUUUGAGUUUACUCUCUUUCUUUCUUUCUUUCUUUCCAUUUUAUUUCUAUUUUUUCUUUUUCUUUUUUCUUUCUUUUCUUUUAUUGUUUUCUUUGAGUUUACUCUCUUUCUUUCUUUCCAUUUUCUUUCGAUUUUUUCUUUUUCUUUUUUCUUUCUUUCCAUUUUCUUUCUUUCCAUUUUCUUUCUUUCCAUUUUCUUUCUUUCCAUUUUCUUUCUAUUUUUUCUUUUUCUUUUUUCUUUCUUUUCUUUUAUUGUUUUCUUUGAGUUUACUCUCUUUUUCUUUCUUUCUUUCUUUCCAUUUUUCUUUCUAUUUUUUCUUUUUUUUUUUCUUUCUUUUCUUUUUAUUUCUUUUUUCUUUGAUUUACUCUCUUUCUUUCUUUCUUUCUUUCUUUCCAUUUUCUUUCUAUUUUUUCUUUUUCUUUUUUCUUUCUUUUCUUUUAUUGUUUUCUUUGAGUUUACUCUCUUUCUUUCUUUCUUUCUUUCCAUUUUCUUUCUAUUUUUUCUUUUUCUUUUUUCUUUCUUUUCUUUUAUUGUUUUCUUUGAGUUUACUCUCUUUCUUUCUUUCUUUCUUUCUUUCCAUUUUCUUUCUAUUUUUUCUUUUUCUUUUUUCUUUCUCUCCAUUUUCUUUUCUUUCCAUUUUCUUUUUCUUUCCAUUUUUUUUCUAUUUUUCUUUUUUUUUUUCUUUCUUUUCUUUUUUGUUUUCUUUUGAGUUUACUCUCUUUCUUUCUUUCUUUCUUUCUUUCCAUUUUCUUUUCGAUUUUUUUUUUUUCUUUUUCUUUUCUUUUCUUUUAUUGUUUUCUUUGAUUUUUCUCUCUUUCUUUCUUUCUUUCUUUCCAUUUUCUUUCUUUUUUUCUUUUCUUUUUUCUUUCUUUUCUUUUAUUGUUUCUUUUGAGUUUACUCUCUUUCUUUCUUUCUUUCUUUCCAUUUUCUUUCUAUUUUUUUUUUUCUUUUCUUUCUUUUCCAUUUUCUUUCUUUCCAUUUUCUUUCUUUUUCCAUUUUCUUUCUUUCCAUUUUUUUCUAUUUUCUUUUUUUUUUUUUUUCUUUUCUUUCUUUUUUACUCUCUUUCUUUCUUUCUUUCUUUCCAUUUUCUUUCUAUUUUUUUUUUUUUUUUUUUUUCCAUUUUCUUUCUUUCCAUUUUCUUUCUUUCCAUUUUUUUUUUUUUUCUUUCUUUUCUUUUAUUGUUUUCUUUUGAGUUUCUCUCUUUCUUUCUUUCUUUCUUUCCAUUUUCUUUCUAUUUUUCUUUUCUUUUUCUUUCUUUUCUUUUAUUGUUUUCUUUGAGUUUACUCUCUUUCUUUCUUUCUUUCUUUCCAUUUUCUUUCUAUUUUUUCUUUUUCUUUUUUCUUUCUUUCCAUUUUCUUUCUUUCCAUUUUCUUUCUUUCCAUUUUCUUUCUUUCCAUUUUCUUUUUCUUUGUUCUUUCUUUUCUUUUAUAGUUUUCUUUGAGUUUACUCUCUUUCUUUCUUUCUUUCUUUUCAUUUUCUUUCUAUUUUUUCUUUUUCUUUUUUCUUUCUUUUCUUUUAUUGUUUUCUUUGAGUUUACUCUCUUUCUUUCUUUCUUUCUUUCUUUCCAUUUUCUUUCUAUUUUUUCUUUUUCUUUUUUCUUUCUUUCCAUUUUCUUUCUUUCCAUUUUCUUUCUUUCCAUUUUCUUUCUAUUUUUUCUUUUUCUUUUUUCUUUCUUUUCUUUUAUUGUUUUCUUUGAGUUUACUCUCUUUCUUUCUUUCUUUCUUUCCAUUUUCUUUCUAUUUUUUCUUUUUCUUUUUUCUUUCUUUUCUUUUAUUGUUUUCUUUGAGUUUACUCUCUUUCUUUCUUUCUUUCUUUCCAUUUUCUUUCUAUUUUCUUUUCUUUUUUUUUCUUUUCUUUUUAUUUUUUUCUUUGGGUUUACUCUCUUUCUUUCUUUCUUUCCAUUUUCUUUCUAUUUUCUUUUUUUUUUUCUUUCUUUUCUUUUAUUUUUUUCUUUGGGUUUUCUUUUCUUUUUUUCUUUCUUUCCAUUUUCUUUCUAUUUUUCUUUUUUCUUUUUCUUUCUUUCCAUUUUCUUUUUUCCAUUUCUUUCUUUCCAUUUUCUUUCUAUUUUUUUUUUUUCUUUUUUUUCUUUCUUUUCUUUUAUUGUUUUCUUUGAGUUUACUCUCUUUCUUUCUUUCUUUCUUUCCAUUUUCUUUCUAUUUUUUCUUUUUCUUUUUUCUUUCUUUUCUUUUAUUGUUUUCUUUGAGUUUACUCUGUUUCUUUCUUUCUUUCUUUCCAUUUUCUUUCUAUUUUUUCUUUUUCUUUUUUCUUUCUUUUAUUGUUACUCUCUUUCUUCUUUCUUUCUUUCUUUCUUUCUAUUUUUUCUUUUUUCUUUCUUUUGUUUUAUUGUUUUUUUAGGUAACUCUCAUUCUUUCUUUCUUUCUUUCCAUUUUCUUUCUUUCUAUUUUUUCUUUUUCUUUUUUCUUUCUUUUCUUUUAUUGUUUUCUUUGAGGUUACUCUCUUUUUCUUUCUUUCUUUCUUUACAUUUUCUUUCUUUACAUUUUCUUUCUUUUUUCCUUUUUCUUUCUUUCAAUUUUCUUUCUAUUUUCUUUCUUUUCUUCUAUUCUGAAUUGGAAGCAGUUAAGUGUACAAUAACUGUUCAUUCGACUGAUAAUCGUCAAAGUAAGCGACUCGUUUUUUAUGUCUGUCCAUAUCUGAUUUGCGCUAACCGUAAAAACGUUCAUUCUUUUUGUAUUUGUUACCCUUCUGAACGCCUCGAUUUUGUCGGAUUAAGAUUGAAACGCCAAUUUUCUUUCUUCAUGCAUGGACAGACAGAAAACAGAAAUAAAAUGUCCAUAUUUUGCUCUUCAUUCGUAAAGAUAUGA